AUGGCCUUUUCCAGGAAGCCUCCAUCACGGCUUCUCAACCUUCCCGCUGAGAUCCGGAACCUCAUAUUCGAAUACGCCGUCACCUCUCAGAAGACCGUAGUCACGUUCCGUCCCGACCACUUUCAGCGCGAUUCUUUCACUGCUGCGACACAACCACCUCUGACUAGAGUCAGCCGGCAGGUCCGAUCCGAGAGCUUACCCAUUUACUACGAAUGCAAUGACUUUGUCUUACACACGGAGAGUCCGAAAGCAGACGACGCUCUCAUCUGGCUGACAUGUAACUGGCUACACUUGAGGAAAUUGAGGCGCCUCUCGUUCUGGAUCCGGUACGUUCCAUCGGCAAACAGCCGCGCCUCAUCGCAAGGCGCAAUUUGUGUCACCAUGGUUCGGCCAAAGAAGAAUUCGGCCUGGGAAGUCAACAAGCACUGGUCAUGGGUUACAGUUGUGCGAAAACCGGCGGGAUUGGAGGACGAUGUUAAGUUAAUGCUCGAGAAGCUUGAUACUAUGACCCGGGAGGUUUCCAGAGAGGAUGCGAACCCGGAUGGCUAUUUCCGAUUAAUGACCGACUUGCGAGCGUUUUACAUACAGGAGAAAUUGUCAUAA
Lecanosticta acicola is the source of this 603-nucleotide messenger RNA. The record is from the annotation of a GenBank genome assembly. Lineage: Eukaryota; Fungi; Ascomycota; Dothideomycetes; Mycosphaerellales; Mycosphaerellaceae.